AUGUCCUCACGCAAGACACUGAGUCCAAAGGAGAGAGAUCAGCAAUCAGAAGCUAAAGCCAAAGAGCACCCCUACUGCACGUCAAAACGCGACGGCGAGGUGCACCUGCGGCAGGAGGACACCUUCACCAGCCAGGCGCCCAUCACCGUGCAUGACAUGGUCAUGAACACGGCCAUCAAGUACGCCAACUACAUCGCGCUCGGCUCCAAGCACAGGAACGGCUGGCACUUGCUCACCUACAUCGAGUACUACGAGGAGUGCCGGCGCGCCGCCAAGGCCUUCCUCAAGCUGGGCCUGGAGCGCUUCCAUGGAGUGGGGAUCAUGGGGUUAAACUCGGAGGAGUGGGUCAUCGCCAGCAUUGGUGCUAUCAUGGCUGGAGGCUUCUCUGUUGGCAUCUUGGCCACCAACUCCCCCAAAGCCUGCCAGGUCAUCGCUGAAAGCUCAGAGAUAGACAUCUUUGUGGUGGAUAAUGACAAGCAGUUGCAGAAAAUCAUCCAGAUCCAGGGCUCCUUGAAACACCUCAAAGCCAUUGUGCAGUACAAGGAGGAGAUCCGGACCCGGCUGCAGAACCUGUAUUCUUGGAGAGGGUUCCUGGACCUGGCAGGCGGCGUCUCGGAAGACACGCUGGACCGGGUCAUCGACUCCCAGAAGCCCAACCAGUGCUGCACCCUGGUCUACAGCCUGUCGGCCACAAGCCCACCGAAGGCCACGAUGCUCAGCCACGACAACAUCACCUGGACCACGCUGGCCACGGCCCAGAGGCUGUCUUACAAGUGCCCCCCGGAGGCGCAGGAGAUCCUGGUGAACUACCUCCCGCUCAGCUACAUGGGGGCCCAGCUCUUGGACAUGUGGGUCUCCAUCUCGGUCGCCGGAGCCCUCUACUUCGCCCAGCCGGACGCUCUGAGGGGCUCCCUGAUAGACACGCUCCGGGAGGUGAAGCCCACCUUGUUCCACGGCGUCCCGUGGGUCUGGGACAGAUUGCUGGACAACCUGAAGACAGACCAGCUCUCGUCCUCCCCAUUCCGGAGGAGGGUCGACCAGUGGGCCAUGUGGCUGGGACUCAGGAUAAACAGAAAGCGGAUGUUCAGGCAGACCCAUCCCCCGCUGUGCUUUGGCCUGGCCAAGAGGCUGACCUUCAACCAGGCCAGGAAGUUCCUGGGUCUCCAUCACUGCCGGCAGUACUUCAGCCUGGGCCUGGGGCUCUCCAGAGCCACCCUGGAUUACUUCCUCAGCCUCAACAUGCCCAUCCUCGAGCUCUACGGCCUGUCCGAAAGCACUGGCAUCCACACGGUCUCCAGGCAGCAUGACUUCCGGCUGCUGAGCUGCGGGAAGUCCCUCCCCAGAACCCACAUCAAGACACAGGAUGAAGAUGAUGAGGGCAUUGGGGACAUCUACAUUUGGGGCCGGAACGUCUUCAUGGGGUAUCUCAAUGAUGAGGAGAACACCCAGGAGAAGAUUGAUGCCCAUGGCUGGUUGUGCACAGGGGACCUAGGCUUUUUGGACACUGAUAAAUUCCUGUACGUCGUGGGCAACACCAGAGCUCCCUGUCUGCAUGCAGAUAUCAUCACUCUCAGUUCAGGCGAGAGGAUCAACCCGAACCCCAUCGAGGAGCGGGUGAAGCGGUACAUCCCUCUUGUGCGCUACGUCGUGGUCGUGGGCCAGGACGCGCCCUACCUGUGUGCCCUGCUUACGCUCAAGUGCCAGAUCAACACGGACACGGGGGAGCCCCGGAACGCGCUGACCAGUGAGGCGGUGGCUUUCUGCCGGCAGCUCAGGAGCCAGUCCACCCGGCUGUCCGACAUCAUCUACGACGGGGACCCUGUCGUCCUGGAGUUCAUUGGUCAGGGCAUCGACGCCGCCAACGCCGAGGUCACCUCCCACAGCGCCAAGAUCAUGAAGUGGACCAUCCUCAGGACGGACUUCUCGGUGGCUGGAGGGGAGCUGGGAGCCACCACCAAACUCAAGAGGGCCAUGGUGGCCAGGAUCUACCAAGCUGAAAUUGAAAACCUUUACGAGGAGGACGACUAUGACGACUAA
Messenger RNA from Enhydra lutris kenyoni (northern sea otter), 2037 nucleotides. RefSeq names its product acyl-CoA synthetase bubblegum family member 2. Gene Ontology annotation, cellular component: endoplasmic reticulum; membrane. The transcript has 13 exons. Gene Ontology annotation, molecular function: long-chain fatty acid-CoA ligase activity. NCBI's taxonomy places the organism in Eukaryota, Metazoa, Chordata, Mammalia, Carnivora, Mustelidae. The coding region runs from base 1 to 2037 and encodes 678 amino acids. The record is from RefSeq and is a predicted model, not a curated record.